Messenger RNA from Parus major (Great Tit), 1660 nucleotides. RefSeq names its product prostaglandin reductase 1 (gene PTGR1). NCBI's taxonomy places the organism in Eukaryota, Metazoa, Chordata, Aves, Passeriformes, Paridae. Gene Ontology annotation, molecular function: 2-alkenal reductase [NAD(P)H] activity; 15-oxoprostaglandin 13-reductase [NAD(P)+] activity. The transcript has 10 exons. The record is from RefSeq and is a predicted model, not a curated record. Gene Ontology annotation, biological process: prostaglandin metabolic process. The coding region runs from base 107 to 1096 and encodes 329 amino acids. Gene Ontology annotation, cellular component: cytoplasm.
ACAUUUUCACCUUUUUAAAGUGUGUGACUGAAGGAGUCCAGCCACUGACUGAGCAGACACAUUAACUUGUCAGCAGAAGACCCAGUUUUCAUCUGCUUGCUCUAAGAUGGUGACUGCCAAAGCAUGGGUUCUCAAGAAGCAUUUUGAUGGUUUUCCCAAAACCAGUGACUUUGACCUGAAAGAGAUAGAGCUACCAAAUCUAAAGGAUGGAGAGUUGCUGCUUGAAUCCGUGUUUCUCAGUGUUGAUCCUUACAUGAGGCCUUACAGUCAAAGGGACAUGAAAGAAGGUGACAUAAUGAUAGGCUCACAGGUUGCCAGGAUUGUAGAAAGCAAAAAUCCUGCUUUUGCAGUGGGGGCCUUUGUUUUGGGUUACAAGGGCUGGAGAACUCAUUUUAUCUCUGAUGGGAAAGACCUACAACUCCUUCCUUCCAACUGGCCAGAAUCACUCCCCAGAUCUCUAGCUCUUGGAACAGUUGGCAUGCCAGGCCUCACUGCAUAUUUUGGUCUGCUGAAGGUCUGCAAGGUGAAGCCAGGAGAGGCAGUGCUGGUUAAUGCUGCAGCUGGUGCAGUGGGCUCUGUGGUGGGACAGCUUGCUAAAAUUUGGAGUUGCAAAGUGGUUGGCUGUGCUGGCUCAGAUGACAAGGUUGCCUAUCUGAAAAAAAUAGGCUUUGAUGAAGCCUUUAAUUACAAGACUGUUAAAUCUCUGGAUGAAGCACUGCGUAAAGCCUCUCCUGAUGGCUAUGACUGUUUCUUUGACAAUGUGGGUGGAGAAUUUGCCAGUGUUGCUAUCAACCAGAUGAAGAAGUAUGGAAGGAUUGCAGUCUGUGGUGCCAUCUCUCAGUACAAUGACACUGUGCCUCAGAAAGGGCCUUAUGUGCAGAUUCCCAUGAUUUUCAAAGAGCUUCAAAUGGAGGGGUUUCUUGUGAGCCGGUGGAAGAACCAGUGGGAGGAAGGUCUGCAGGCUCUGCUAAAGUGGGUCGUGGAGGGAAAAAUGAAGUACCAUGAGCAAGUCACUGAAGGAUUUGAGAACAUGCCAAUGGCUUUUAUAGGAAUGUUAAAGGGAGAAAAUCUUGGAAAAGCUGUUAUAAAAAUGUGAAGAUCAGAUAUUUCUGGGAGACUGGUGAAGCAGAAUGUGAUUCUGUUAAAUGCUUUUAAUUCACUUGUCAAAUCAUACGAUCAUCAUGUUUCUGUCAUUUUGCCGGAUGUUUGGUGAUUGUAACCUCUAAUAAUAAUUCUGGCUACUAAGUAAUAAUUUGGCUAAUAAAUCUAAUAUUCCAGUUGCUUUGCUCUUGAAGAAAUUGAGAAUUGCUUCCUGGAGCUACACAAAACAAAGUGCCUUUAAAUUGCUGAAAAUCAGAACUGUAACAGAUUUGAUAAUAGUUUGAACCUUUCUAUGGGCGGGCUUGUAGAAAGGCAAAUCAAUUUGAAAAGCUUUGCUAACUGAUGGCACGUUUAAUUUGUACCUAUUGAUUUGGCCCAGAACUUUGCAAGGGGGAUUUUUUUUAACCCAUAUCAAGGAGUGGAGAACAAGCUAAGCUAACAGCACUUGGGGAUUCCAGCUUCCUCUCUAGUUGGCUUUUUUUUUCUUUUAUUAUACAGUGUUGCUAUUUUAGUUAUUCUGAGAAUAUGGAAGGGAAAAAUAAACCUCUUAAUGUGUAUA